Quercus robur (English oak) is the source of this 1471-nucleotide messenger RNA. Its product is annotated as arginase 1, mitochondrial-like. The record is from RefSeq and is a predicted model, not a curated record. Gene Ontology annotation, molecular function: metal ion binding; agmatinase activity. Lineage: Eukaryota; Viridiplantae; Streptophyta; Magnoliopsida; Fagales; Fagaceae. Bases 1 to 1194 code for a protein of 397 amino acids. The transcript has 7 exons.
AUGUUACUUUUCUCUCACAAGAGAGUGACCCCCUCACUGCAAAAAGCUGCAUGCUUUUUUCUUCCUCUUAAAUCCAGCUCCAAUACCCAAUUGCCACCCACCACUAUACAAGUCAUUUUCGUUUUGGACUCUCUCUCUCUCUGCAUAUUCAUCUUCAUCGCCUCCAAGCUUCAAGACAUGUCAAGCCUAGGGCGGACAGGAAUUCGUUUCUUUCACAAACUAAGUGCUGCAAUCCCUGCUGAUUUGCUAGAAAAGGGCCAAAAUCGUGUUAUUGAUGCUUCCCUUACACUUAUCCGUGAGAAGGCAAAGCUUAAGGGAGAGCUUGUUCGUGCUUUAGGAGGUGCUGUUGCAACGACAUCUCUUCUUGGAGUACCUUUAGGACAUAACUCAUCAUUUCUUCAGGGGCCUGCAUUUGCACCUCCUCCCAUUAGAGAGGCGAUCUGGUGUGGUAGCACAAACUCAACAACUGAAGAAGGGAAAGAAUUAAAAGACCCACGGGUGCUAAGUGAUGUUGGCGAUGUCCCUGUCCAAGAAAUUAGAGAUUGUGGUGUGGAUGAUGACAGAUUGAUGAAUGUCAUAAGUGACUCUGUCAAGCUAGUUAUGGAAGAGGCUCCGUUACGCCCGUUAGUUUUAGGUGGUGAUCACUCAAUAUCGUAUCCUGUUGUAAGAGCUGUUUCUGAAAAGCUUGGGGGCCCUGUAGAUAUUCUUCAUCUUGAUGCCCAUCCAGAUAUCUAUCAUUGCUUUGAAGGAAAUAAGUAUUCUCAUGCUUCUUCUUUUGCCCGUAUUAUGGAGGGUGGUUAUGCUCGGCGGCUUUUGCAGGUUGGUCUUAGAUCAAUAAAUAUUGAAGGGCGUGAACAAGGCAAAAGAUUUGGAGUGGAGCAAUUUGAAAUGCGAACCUAUUCAAGAGAUCGCGAAUUUUUGGAAAACCUGAAACUUGGGGAUGGUGUAAAAGGCGUGUAUAUCUCAAUAGAUGUGGACUGUCUUGAUCCUGCUUUUGCUCCUGGAGUGUCUCACCUUGAGCCAGGAGGUCUCUCUUUUCGUGAUGUUCUCAACAUCGUCCACAACCUCCAAGGUAACGUUGUUGCUGCAGAUGUGGUUGAGUUCAACCCACAACGUGACACUUUUAGUGGUAUGACUGCAAUGGUAGCUGCUAAGCUGGUGAGAGAACUGGCUGCAAAGAUGUCAAAAUUAUAGACCCUGUGGCUUCCCCUCAAGAUUUUCAAAUUGUUCACUGAUGUACCAGCAAUAAUCAAUGCUUCCAGCAUACCAAAUAUUAGUUCAUCCUUUGGUUUCAUAAAAGGAUAUGGACUUAAGAAAUAUGCUUCUUGUUAGUUCCCGAGAAAACUUAUUUUCGGGAUUUAUGUAUUUGGGUUUCCAUAAAAACUUGUCAUGAUAAUGUUACGACUGUUACAGUCGAUACAUUGUUGUACUUAAUCUCCUGUCAAACAGAUAAGUAAACAACUAUUAUCUA